Molecule: messenger RNA, 1966 nt
Organism: Haliaeetus leucocephalus (bald eagle)
Lineage: Eukaryota; Metazoa; Chordata; Aves; Accipitriformes; Accipitridae
Gene: CRISPLD2
Product: cysteine-rich secretory protein LCCL domain containing 2
Exons: 15
Coding region: 324-1817 (497 amino acids)
Cellular component (GO): extracellular region
Source: RefSeq, a predicted model, not a curated record
AACAGGAUGAUCCAGGAUUGUCCUCUUUGCCUGGAGAGCAUAAAUACCACUGGGGAGCUCUGUGAGACUGCAGUUGGGACGAGCUGCUGAGCUGAGACCUUGCACAUCUCGCACCUCCUCAGGCUUAUUUCAUCCUUUUUGCCCUCCUCCUAGUUUAAAUAUUUCAGAUAUAUAAUUUAUUUUCCACAAGCAGGCUUGGAGGAGCUGCAAUUUCCUGGGGACUUGGAAGUACUCAGCGAGAGCCACAGUGAGCCACGGGAGUCCCUGAGAGAAAACCUACCGUCGUCUUCGUCUCCACAUCUGCUGGCUGUAGAGGAGGAGGCAUGAAUCCUGCCCUGCCUUGGAUCCUUCCUCUUGGAUGUGUACUGCUCCUGACAAAGGCAGCCGAAUGCUUUAUCUUGCACAACUCGAGUCACCUGGAAAGCAUUCUGAGUAAAUACCAGGAUGGGGAAACUCACUCCAGAUCCAAGAGAGCCAUUUUAUUCUCGGACAGACAGGAGAUAUUGAUGCUCCACAAUAAAUUGAGAGGUCAAGUGUACCCAGCGGCCUCUAAUAUGGAAUACAUGACCUGGGAUGACGAGCUGGAAAGAUCAGCCCACGCUUGGGCUCAGCAGUGCAUCUGGGACCAUGGACCUAGUGCCCUCAUCAGGUCAAUUGGACAGAACUUGGCGGUUCACUGGGGCAGGUAUCGGUCUCCAGCUUUCCACGUCCAGGCUUGGUAUGACGAAGUUAAAGAUUACACCUACCCGUAUCCCCACGAGUGCAACCCGUGGUGCCCCGAAAAAUGCACCGGCUCGAUGUGCACGCAUUACACCCAGAUAGUCUGGGCCACGACGAACAAGAUCGGCUGUGCCGUGAACGUCUGCAAGCAGAUGAACGUCUGGGGCGAAAUCUGGGAGAAUGCCGUCUACCUGGUCUGCAACUACUCGCCGAAGGGUAACUGGAUCGGAGAAGCCCCAUAUAAAACCGGCCGCCCCUGCUCCGAAUGCCCGCCGAGCUACGGAGGAGGCUGCCAGAACAACCUCUGCUACAAAGAUUACCGCUACGAAGAUCCCGUCAUCACUGAGACGGAUGAGACUAACGAAGUGGAGAUUUCGCAGGUGGCGGAGCAAAAGCCGGUGCGGUUCCAUCCUCCGGAAAGCAAACCCAAGAAAAUCAUCCCGGACUCCUACAUGACACAAGUCAUUACCUGUGAAACCAAGAUGAGAGACAAAUGCAGAGGCUCAACAUGCAACAGGUAUUUGUGCCCAGCUGGCUGCUUGUACAGUAAGGGAAAGAUCUUUGGAACAUUUUAUUAUGAGAGUUCAUCAAGCAUAUGUCGUGCUGCAAUUCAUUACGGCAUCCUGGACAAUAAAGGAGGACUGGUUGAUAUCACGAGGAAGGGGAGGACACCGGCUUUUGUGAAGUCUACCAGGAACGGCGUGGAGUCUUUUAGGAAAAGUAAGCCUUCAAAUGCAUUCAUGGUUUCCAAAGUCACAACACAGACGCUGGAUUGCUAUACUACAGUAGCUGAGCUGUGCCAGUUCAAAAAACCGGCGACCCAUUGCCCAAGGAUUUAUUGUCCAGCCCACUGUAAAGAUGAGCCAUCGUACUGGGCGCCGGUGUUUGGCACAAACGUUUAUGCAGAUAGCUCCAGUAUCUGCAAAACCGCGGUGCACGCAGGAGUCAUUCAAGAUGAAAGAGGUGGUUUUGUGGACGUGAUGCCUGUAGAAAAGAAGAAAAGUUAUGUUGGCUCCUUAAAGAACGGAGUCCAGUCUGAGAGCUUGAAGAAUCCUUCAGAUGGAAACGCUUUCCGAAUUUUUGCUGUGAAGCAGUAAAUUCCCAGGGAAGGUGCAGGUUUCUUUGGGAGAACGCUCUGUUGAUCUCCAGAGACAGGAAGGCUCCUCUGAUGGUAUCAGCUCUGACCGUACCCUCCUUGCCGAUCUCUUUCAGGGAAUUAAAAAAGAAAAGGAAAAAAAAAAAAAAA